AUGGCUACAAGACAAGCUCAAAAAAGGCUCACGAAGGAGUACAAAUCCAUGGUCGAAAAUCCGCCUCCAUUCAUCAUAGCACAGCCUAACGAAAAUAACAUCUUGGAAUGGCACUAUGUGAUAUCAGGACCGCCCGAAACACCUUAUUCGGGAGGCCAGUACCAUGGAACACUCGUUUUUCCAUCAGACUAUCCCUUCAAACCUCCAGCAAUAAGGAUGGUUACUCCUAGCGGUCGAUUCAGGGAAGACACACGGUUGUGUCUCUCGAUGAGCGACUAUCACCCCGAUACCUGGAACCCAUCUUGGUCAGUUUCGACCAUUCUGACUGGACUUCUAAGUUUCAUGACUAGCAGCGAGAGUACGACGGGCGCUAUUGUAACCACACCGGAACACAAAAAGAAAAUGGCAAGAGCCUCCAAAGAAUACAACACGUUCAAGAACGUUCGGUUCAAAGCCGUUUUCCCUGAUCUCGUCAAGGAGAACCUUGCCCAUUUCGAGGAGCUCAGAAAAAAUGGUGAGCCAGAGGCCGGUGAGCCAGAUAAAGACGUUUUAGAAGAAGCUGCAAAAGAACAAGCUAUAAAGAUCUCGGACAUUACAGAUCCUGAAGAUAGAAUAAGAGUAGAGGAAGAAUUGCAAAAAAUGCAGAAAAUGCAAGCCAAAAAGGGCAAGCAUGACAAUAAUCGGUCGAAGCUCUACAUUAUUUUUGCCAUUGUGCUCGUAGUUGCAGGCAUUAUCAUGAAAUAG
This is a messenger RNA of Lachancea nothofagi CBS 11611, 744 nucleotides long. The record is from the annotation of a GenBank genome assembly. NCBI's taxonomy places the organism in Eukaryota, Fungi, Ascomycota, Saccharomycetes, Saccharomycetales, Saccharomycetaceae.